Symbiodinium sp. CCMP2592 is the source of this 1059-nucleotide messenger RNA. NCBI's taxonomy places the organism in Eukaryota, Dinophyceae, Suessiales, Symbiodiniaceae. The record is from the annotation of a GenBank genome assembly.
AUGUUGUCGAAACCAAGCGCACCAGCAACAAUUCUUCCUCACAGUCCUGGUUCGACUGGCUUGCCAACUGCACCGCUGGGGCCGUUGCCCUCGCGGACGAGAGGUGAGAGCGCGCUCCUUCGGUCAUGCUUUGGUGUGGUUUGCCCUUUGGGGAUUUGGCUGUCCACACGCUUCUCGCGUACCAGGAGCCCUCGCAGCCUGAGGAUGUGUUCCGUCUCUGGGGCAUCUGGAGGCGUUGAGAUUUGGAGGGCGUUGCCUGAGCAGAUACCUGCCAACUUCGAUGAGAUGAUGAGAAAUCGCUAUAACGACAUAGUCAGAGAAGAGCUCGAUGGGACCCCCUUUCGGACCCUGGCUGUCAUGCGGGUUCCCAUAGAUUCGGUUCCCGAUGUGGGUUUCAAGAGCGACUUCUCGUUUCAGCGUGGAUCCUUGCAGCAUUCGGCUGUCCUUCAUGCUGAGCGGGAGCAUGGCGGCUUUGUCGGAUGUGCUGUCAACAUACCAAAGGCCGACUAUUUGCCGAGAGGGUGCGUUGGAGCAGAACUGCUUUCGGUGACACAGCAGGAGAACAAUGUUGUCAAGGUAACACUUCGUGGUGUUGCGAUGUUGCGUAUCAUCGACCGGGUCUGUGGGCCUGACGAUAACGGUCGUGUUCUUCCCAUUGUACAGGAAGUUUUGGAAUGCGGUGACCUAGAGGAGACACAAGGAUCAGAAGCUUUAGCGCGGGAAAUCAAGCUCAUGGAAGAUCUGUUUGUCGCGUGCGGCGAACUCCAGAGAUCGACGGGCAUUUGGGCAGCGGGAGACCUUGCCUCAAGGACGGUCGCCGACAUGACAACUGUCUCAAUGCAGACAGUGGCCGAUGUGCAGCUGUCGGGUGUAAGCUCAGAAGAGCAGCGGUGGCCAGUGUUAGCGAGCCAUGCUGCUAUUUCGACCUUUUCUGCUGCGAAGAGGUCUGAAUUUUUGUGCGAUCCUAGCUCGACACUGCGGCGGAUUCGUUCACUAAGCAAGUUUUUGAAGUUAAUGCAGCGUGUCUUGACCCAGAAGCUGCUCGCAAAGAAGGCGUGA